This is a messenger RNA of Sclerotinia sclerotiorum 1980 UF-70, 852 nucleotides long. RefSeq lists its product as hypothetical. Lineage: Eukaryota; Fungi; Ascomycota; Leotiomycetes; Helotiales; Sclerotiniaceae. The transcript has 3 exons. Bases 1 to 852 code for a protein of 283 amino acids. The record is from RefSeq and is a predicted model, not a curated record.
AUGAGUCCUACCGCUAUAGGCUUCGUCAAGCUCAAUCUCUUUAUCACUUACGUAGAGAUUUUCUUCACUGAACUUUGGGUCAAAAUAACUUGCGCCAUUGGUGCUAUAAUAUCUUCGGCUUUUUAUACUAUCCAUCUUAUUCUUGCGUUGGCCUGGGGUAUUCCACACAACGGAACACCAUGGAGACAUCAAAUAUUUUCGAAUUCUUCUUUCCGCAUGCAAUCUUUAAGUCUUCCUCGGGGUGUGGUAGGCUUGAUCAUUGAUGUAUAUUCAAUCUUAAUACCUUUAAUUGCUGUCAGUAAAUUACAUCUAACGCCAAAGAAAAAGACUGGUGUUGCAUUAAUUUUCGCUACGGGUUUCAUUGCUAUAAUUGGAUCAAUCCUAAGUGUUGUCUAUCGCUUAAGACUUCACGACAAUGACGACGUAUCAUGGAAUCUUGCAGGUGUCGCACUCGUAAGUCUCAUUGAAAUAUUCCUCGGCAUCUGCAUUGCUUGCACAACAGAUAUCUCAAAAUUCAUCCGCAUGUACAAAGGAAAAUUCAAGAAAAUCGGCUGCUCAUUAGUAUUCUUGUCUCGCUGCAGAAACAUAGGAAGAACCAGAAAGAUCAAAGAAUUGGCCGAAGAAAAAGUAAAUAGCUCGGAGGAGGAAAAAAGUGUUCGGUCAAAAGAACAUGAUCAGAAGACCGUGAAACUCUACCCCGGUCUAGACAUCUCAGAAACACCUCCUGAGCCUUGUUUUAAUAAUUCCCAGCCAUCUCAUCCCGUGGGUAGGAAUGAGAAAUUACGAAGAGUAGUUUUGGCGCCGGGGUUUUGGGUACUUGGUUCUUUUGGUAGUUUGAAAUCUGCAAAGUAG